Messenger RNA from Ustilaginoidea virens, 1704 nucleotides. RefSeq lists its product as uncharacterized. The record is from RefSeq and is a predicted model, not a curated record. NCBI's taxonomy places the organism in Eukaryota, Fungi, Ascomycota, Sordariomycetes, Hypocreales, Clavicipitaceae. The transcript is spliced from 5 exons. The coding region runs from base 1 to 1704 and encodes 567 amino acids.
AUGUCUGGCCCUUCUUCGCGCAUUCAGUCUAUCCUAGGCCACCUGCUCCCUCAACCGCAGCCGCCUCCUCACAUCCACCACUUGUCGCCGACUUUUUUCCUCGAGCGCGCCGCAGCCGUCGAGCCCAAUGCCCAAGCCAUCCUUCACAUCACCCCCACCGGGGUCACUUUGCGCCGUUCCUACCAAGAAUUCGCGGACCGAGCCAGAGGCUUGGCUUACUAUCUCAAGAAGCACAAGCUAGCUCGUGUCGGCAUCCUUGCCCCAAACACCCCUGCCUUCCUCGAGUCGAUAUACGGUAUUGUUGCCGCGGGCGGUGUCAUUGUUCCCGCAAAUUACAGACUCAAGGAGCAUGACAUUGCCUACAUCUUCGAGCACGCCGAGGUUGACUGCAUCAUUGUUGACCAAGAGUUUGAAAAUCUGCUCGGCGCCUACGCAAAGAAGCACAGCAACGUGCCGUUGAUUGUCGAUGUCGAUACCCACGUCGCCCGAGGUCCUUCCUGUGGCCAGUUCAAUCAAACCAUCUUGGAGGGUCUUGCCUAUGAUGAGGAGCAAGGUGGCCUCGCUUGGUCCGGACUGCAGUGCAAAGCUAGCAACGAAGACGACAUGCUGGCCAUACCCUUUACAUCUGGCACCACGUCACGGCCCAAGGGAGUCGUGUACACUCAUCGGGGCGCUUACCUAGCGGCCAUGGGAAACAUCAUCGAAUCCGGUCUCAAUCAUGGACAUUGUCGCUAUCUUUGGACUCUGCCAAUGUUCCAUGCUAUGGGUUGGACAUUCCCCUGGUCCGUCGUGGCUGUUCGAGGGCUCAAUGUUUGUUUAAGAAAGAUCAACUACCCUCUGAUUUGGAAACUCCUCAAGGAGGAAGGCAUCACACAUUUCAAUGCCGCGCCCACCGUGAAUACUCUCCUCGUUGCCGCAAAGGAAGCCGAGAAGCUUCCCAGCCCGGUCCAAGUGACAGUGGCUGCUAGUCCCCCCACCGGUCACCUAUUUGAACAAAUGACCAAUCUCAACCUCAUGCCCGUCCAUGUAUAUGGAAUGACAGAAACGUAUGGCCCCAUCACAAAGUGCUACCAGCUGCCCGAAUGGAACGACCUCCCUCCUUCACAAAAAUACGCCAAGAUGGCUCGGCAAGGACACGGCUUCGUCACCAGCUUGCCUAUUCGAAUCAUCAAGCCUGACCAACCCGAGGGUGUGCUGACUGACGUUGCCAAGAAUGGUCAAGAAAUCGGAGAAAUCGUCUUUUCCGGAAACAUUUGCGCAAAGGGAUACUACAAGGAUGCGGAUGGUACGAGGAAGCUUUUCGCAGGGGGCGCUCUGCACUCUGGCGAUCUGGCUGUCUGGCAUCCGGAUGGCAGCGCACAGAUUCUUGACCGAGCCAAGGACAUCAUCAUUUCUGGAGGAGAGAACAUUUCGUCUGUAGCUUUGGAGAGCAUGCUCGUGCAGCAUCCAGACAUUCUCGAAGCCGGCGUCGUGGCCGUGACGGACGACCAGUGGGGUGAGCGGCCAAAGGCGUACGUCACGGCCAAGGAAGGCAAGACGGUGCGCGGAGAAGACGUCGUUGCUUGGGCCAAGCAUCAGAGUAACAUCAGCAGAUUCAUGGUGCCGAGAGAGGUAGAGGUGGUGGAGGAGCUCCCCAAGACCAGUACCGGCAAGAUCAAGAAGAAUGAUUUACGGGACUGGGCGAGGAAGGACCGUAACCCGUAG